CCGCGGAAACCCGUGGCGCGCGGGGCCUGCCCGCCGCGCCCGCCUGUGAGAGUGAAGUGAGUGCCCAGAGGCGGCUGUGCAGUGUCACUUACAGCCACGGGGUAAAAAGUCCAGCCUGGAAGUUGCUCUUGGUUGCCUGAGGAUCCAAGCAGAGGUGCAGAGAUGUGUAGCUGGGGUGGAAGCAGCUGCCAUCUGCACGGAGGGGCUGCACAGCUUCAGUGGCAUCCCUGGAUGCAGGACUGUGCCUCCUCACGUGGUGCAUGGAGGAGAAAAGUCUAGAAAGAGAAACAUUCAUUUCAAAAACAGACUCUCAGCCAUGUCAAGUGGCCCCUGUUAUGAAGGCAGCUGACAGCCCUUUGCUUCUGCGUUCAGGACACUCUGGGAGGAUCUCAUCUACAAGGGCUGCAUGAGAGACAUCUGCAGGGAGAGAAUACCCUUUUUGGACAUACUGGUCGGGGCAAGGCUCACACUACGGGCUUUUAGGCAAGUCGAGUUUUAGUCAGAGAAGUGAGAACACCACCGAGGGAGGGGAAUGGAGCGCCUGGCCUCCUUCAGUAAUGACCCUUUUGAUAAGCCUCCAUGCCGAGGUUGCUCUUCGUACCUCACAGAGCCCUACGUUAAGUGUGCUGAGUGUGGGCCUCCUCCCUUUCUCCUGUGUUUGCAGUGUUUCACACGAGGAUUUGAAUACAAGAAACAUCAAAGUGAUCACACUUACGAGAUAAUGACUUCCGAUUUCCCUGUCUUGGAUCCUAACUGGACGGCUCAAGAGGAAAUGGCACUGCUAGAAGCUGUGAUGGACUGUGGAUUUGGAAACUGGCAGGACGUGGCCAACCAGAUGUGUACAAAAUCCAAGGAGGAGUGUGAGAAACAUUAUAUGAAGCACUUUAUCAACAAUCCCUUGUUUGCAUCUACGUUACUGAACCUGAAGCAGGCGGAAGAGGCACAGCACAACGAAACAGCCAUUCCUUUCCACCCUGCUGAUGAUCCCCCACGGCCUGCUUUUGAUUCCUUGCUCUCCAGGGAUAUGGCUGGGUACAUGCCAGCAAGAGCUGACUUUGUUGAGGAGUUUGACAACUAUGCUGAAUGGGAUUUGAGAGAUAUUGAUUUUGUAGAAGAUGAUUCAGACAUCUUGCAUGCUCUGAAGAUUGCAGUUGUAGACAUCUAUCAUUCCAGGUUAAAGGAAAGACAGAGAAGAAAAAAAAUUAUACGAGAUCAUGGCCUAAUCAAUCUCAGAAAAUUUCAGAUUUUGGAAAGGCGAUAUCCAAAGGAGGUUCAAGACCUUUAUGAAACAAUGCGACGGUUUGCACGAAUUCUUGGACCGGUAGAGCAUGAUAAGUUCAUUGAAAGCCAUGCGUUGGAAUUUGAGCUGCGGAGGGAAAUAAAGCGACUACAAGAAUACAGAGCAGCAGGAAUCACCAAUUUCUGUAGUGCCAGAACAUAUGAUCACCUGAAGAAGACAAGAGACGAGGAACGCCUAAAGCGCACUAUGCUUUCUGAAGUCCUGCAGUACAUCCAGGACAGCAGUGCCUGCCAGCAGUGGCUCAGUCGGCAAGCCGAUAUUGAUUCCGGCCUGAGUCCCACGGUACCAGUUCCUUCAAAUUCAGGUAGACGGAGUGCCCCACCACUGAACCUCACAGGUCUCCCAGGGACAGAGAAACUUAAUGAGAAGGAGAAGGAGCUCUGUCAGAUGGUGAGGUUGGUCCCUGGAGCCUAUUUAGAAUAUAAAGCUGCUUUAGUGAACGAGUGUAACAAACAAGGAGGCCUGAGACUAGCACAGGCUAGAGCACUCAUCAAGAUCGAUGUGAACAAAACCAGGAAAAUCUAUGACUUCCUUAUCAGAGAAGGGUACAUCACAAAAGCCUGAGGACAGACAUCAGCGCUUCGGCUGGAGCAGGCAGAUGUGGAGAAGCUUUGAAGUCACUUUGACAGCGCUGAGAGAUUUUAACAGUGUUGAAUGAAGGACCUUUCCUUUUUAUUUAAAAUCUUUUGGGCCUUUUUUUUUUUUUGUAAAAACAAGUAGGGAGCUUUGUUAAAUUGUAUGAAUACUGA
This is a messenger RNA of Phalacrocorax carbo (great cormorant), 2049 nucleotides long. The record is from RefSeq and is a predicted model, not a curated record. NCBI's taxonomy places the organism in Eukaryota, Metazoa, Chordata, Aves, Suliformes, Phalacrocoracidae.